AUGAAUCGCCAACAGCGGCCGGUCCUCAAAAACGGCGUCGAUCUCCAGCUCCAGUCCGCCUUUAACGAUGGCAACUGGGCUGUCGUGAUCCGCCUGGCUGAGAAGCGAGCUCGAACGUUUAAUGAUCAGUAUUAUGAGAUUGUCAAAAUAUGUGCUGAAAGCCAGCUCGAUGACCCCAGUGCCAAGUUUGCUGCCGUGACGGCCAUCGAUAAGUUCGUCAAGGAAGGGACCGUUGUGAAGGACGUGGACGGCAUUGAUCUCCUUGAAUGGGCAACGCAGGGCCUGACGACCGAGGAUGAGUUCUCUCAGACUUUGGGUCCUUUGAGGGCACGCCUCGUCAAGGCUUCGCCCAAGGAUAGGGUUGGCGCCAGCCGGUGCUUGGAGUCUUGUUUGCUGCAUUGGGACUUGAUCAGUGCCCAACAGACUAGUCCUCAAUCGCCACCCGAGAAGAAGAAGCUAUACGGUAUGCUCGCGUUGAAACAGAUCCAGCGUGCUGCACAGCUAUCCGAACAGGCCGCAAGCGCUGAGGGGGACGAUGCCAAGCCUCAACCGCGAAGUGUGCAAACAGAGGAGGAGAUCUUGCUACUUUAUGACAUUGUAGAGAAACAUGGCUCAGAAGGAGAUUUUGAGAAGCUUGUUUCCAGCCCUGUCUUUUGUCCACUUGUACAAUUCCGAAAGGGCCGAAAGGAGCUCUUCUUGAGAGUCAUUUCGAAACACCAGCGCCAAGGAGACCAUGAAGCCAUUUACCAAACAUGCAAGGAUUGCUUGUCGACAGAGGACGAAAAUGGUCAACCGAACCUUUUGGGAGCGGAUUGGAAGGUCUGGAAACACUUUAUUGAUGCGGCUGCACAGGUAAAGACUGUGAAACCAGACAUUGAGGAGACUGUUCAGAAACUCCUUUUGAAGUUUAUCAAAUCACCCAAUUUGCGCCCCAUCUACAAGCGGAUCAUCUUGUUGGCGCGUGUCGCUGCAGCCUUCAACCUUGCAUCAAAUGACAAAGAUGAUCUUGCCGAUGGCGAGCCUGCAUCUUUCCGACUCAAAGAGCUGAUCAACUACAUCAAAGACCAAGGCAUAAACGCAGCCUGUUUCGACGAUAUCAAGACCUUUGUUGAGGUGCUCAACCCACCUGCUUUGUCGUAUCUCGCCUAUGACUUUGUUCCCAAGCUGGCAGACGAGAUGGAGGACGAACUCAAGUCGGCCAGGAUACGAACCCUUUCUUUCAAGUUGCAAUACUUCGCAGCUACUUGUCCUUCCAUGUACACCAACGUGCCUGGAGAGAAACCUCUGAGGAAAUGUGUGGUUACCGGCGUCGAGGUUGACGCCAGCUCACCAGCGCCUUGUUUCAAGACAAUCGCCAAGGAUGCGCUGGAAGUGUACAAAUCGUUGGCCGAACUGACAGAAAAGCAUCCAUCCGUUGAGGGCGAGAUCAAGCCAGAGCUGUCGGUUAUUAUCGCUCUCUGCAAUAUCCAGCUGGCAUUCCCUCCCUCAACAGAGAUAUCCAACUCCCCAAUCUCUUUUGCACCACUUCUCCGUGCUGUUUUGCUACUAGAGCACCAGCUUUCCUUGACGCCCAAGCAUGGAAUCACCUCACUCCUUCUUGUGCAGCUACACCUCCUCACGGGCUCAUCGCCGCGAGCGCGUGAGAUCUGGGAGACACUUGGUGUUAAACGCACCAUCAUGGACUCCCUCGGCCCCAUUUUCUACGACCGCCUAUCUACCCUCUCCCCGGCCCUGAUUUCCCCAUCCGAUAACUGGGGUUGGGAUCUCAUGGAACUUCUUCAAUCUCACUUUAGCGUGUCUUUGAAGCUUCGCAUGCCCAGGCGGUUGAUUGAUGCCUUUGAGUCAGGCAGCUACAGUAGCGUUAUCGACAUUCCUCAGUAUAUUGAGGAUCUACGAUGGAGUUGCACCCGAGCGAUGAGCUUGGUGGAGGAGACUAGAACUGAGAGACUUCUGGGAGAGAAUUUCUCAGAGGUUCUUAUCGACCCACGUUUCGUCGAAGUGACUGAUGAUACCCAACUUGUCGAGACCAUCGACUAUGGGUCUUUCCCCUCGUGGGAUUGCAGCUCUCAACCGCCUGUGUACUCUCGCCUUCGAGUUGGUCCUGCAUUAUCGAACCGUCGUGCCCAUCUGUCGCUUCUCGCCGAGGCAUUCCACGAAGUGCUCAGCUACAAGCCUCCAGCGAUUUACAAGGCUUCAGCGGCAGCCGCGAUACCCGACCAGAUCUUUGUGCUCGAAACGCUGAGCCAGCUAAGCAACUCGUUCACCAAGUUCCUGCAGAGCCCCAAGAAGGAUGUCACACCCCAGGAGGCGACCUACUUUGAGGUCAUUAGCCUUCUGAGCACGCUUAUUCCCUUUGUCACGAGCAUCGGCAAAACAAAGACUAUCCCUGAAGAGUUUGCACAAAUUACGGACACUCUCAGCAUCGCUCUCGACACCCUCAAGCUCGACAUAACGGAUCCAUCCAAUAUUUCGAAUCAGGUCACUGCCCUGAGCACGCUUCACUCCCUCGCCAUCCUCCGCGACACGGCCGGCGCAAUCAAGGCCAGUGCCAACUGGAUCAUUUCCUUCAACGACCGCGAAAAGGAGCGCGACCGCUUAGGCAAGAGUUACCUGCCUAAGGAGGUCAUGGCCAAAAUCAAGGACCUUGUCACUGCCUCAACAGCCGCUCUCAAGGAGGGCAAAGACUGUGUAGACAAGCUGAAGAGCCAGGUCAUUGGCAGAGACUUUGAACCAUCGGUGAGGAGAUGGGUCUUUGAGAAUGCCGAUGAUGUAUUGGAAGUUGUGGGAGAGGGGGCCACAGGAAAGCUCGUCGGGAGCUGGGAGACGAACGUCAAGGGAUGGAUGCACGUUCAAUGGAGUUAG
Molecule: messenger RNA, 2862 nt
Organism: Fusarium vanettenii 77-13-4
Lineage: Eukaryota; Fungi; Ascomycota; Sordariomycetes; Hypocreales; Nectriaceae
Exons: 7
Coding region: 1-2862 (953 amino acids)
Source: RefSeq, a predicted model, not a curated record